AUUCAUAAAAUGCUGUUAUAAAAGCAGCCGCUGCGGCGCCUCGUACUCCAACCGCGUCUGCAGCGAGCAUUGGAGCAGCCGAGACAGAGCCGGCGGCGCGCAGCGAGCGAGCAGUCCCCGCGCUCCCACCCAGCUCUGCUCACCGCUCCCACCUGUCUCCGCUCUCGGCCCUCGCCCUCCAGGCUUCACCUCCUCGCCACCAUGAUGUUCUCAGGUUUCAACACCGACUAUGAGGCCACCUCUUCCCGCUGCAGCAGUGCUUCCCCGGCCGGGGACAGCCUCUCCUACUACCACUCGCCCGCCGACUCCUUCUCCAGCAUGGGUUCCCCGGUCAAUGCGCAGGAUUUCUGCACCGAUCUGGCUGCCUCCAGUUCCAGCUUCAUCCCCACGGUGACUGCCAUUUCCACCAGCCCCGACCUGCAGUGGCUGGUGCAGCCCACCCUCGUCUCCUCCGUGGCUCCAUCGCAGACCAGAGCCCACCACCCUUAUGGAGUUCCUGCCCCCUCCACUGGCGCUUACUCCAGAGCUGGUGUCGUGAAGGCCGCUACAGGAGGCCGAGCGCCAAGCACUGGCCGGAGAGGCAAAGUGGAACAGCUGUCUCCAGAAGAAGAAGAGAAAAGACGGAUCCGAAGGGAGAGGAAUAAGAUGGCUGCAGCCAAAUGCAGGAACCGGAGGAGGGAGCUGACAGAUACACUCCAAGCGGAGACAGACCAGCUGGAAGAUGAGAAGUCUGCUCUGCAGACCGAGAUUGCCAGCCUGCUGAAGGAGAAGGAAAAACUGGAGUUCAUUUUGGCUGCCCACCGGCCUGGCUGCAAGAUCCCGGAUGACCUGGGCUUCUCCGAAGACAUGUCUGUGGCUUCCCUCGAUCUGAGUGGGGGUCUGCCUGAAGCUGACACCCCAGAGUCUGAGGAGGCCUUUGAGCUGCCCCUCCUCAAUGACCCGGAGCCCAAGCCCUCGCUGAAGCCAGUCAAGAGCGUCAGCAAUAUGGAGCUGAAGACUGAGCCCUUCGAUGACUUCCUGUUCCCAGCAUCUUCCAGGCCCAGUGGUUCCGAGACCGCCCGCUCUGUGCCAGACAUGGACCUGUCUGGCUCCUUCUAUGCAGCAGACUGGGAGCCCCUGCACGGUGGCGCCCUGGGGAUGGGGCCCCUGGCCACAGAGCUGGAGCCCCUGUGUACCCCUGUGGUCACCUGCACUCCCAGCUGCACCACUUACACGUCUUCCUUCGUCUUCACCUACCCCGAGGCUGACUCCUUCCCCAGCUGUGCUGCAGCCCAUCGUAAGGGCAGCAGCAGCAAUGAGCCCUCCUCUGACUCGCUCAGCUCACCCACGCUGCUGGCCCUGUGAACAGGCAGGGAAGGGGAGGCAGAGGGCACCCACACAUGCCGCUGCCUGAGCCGCUGCAUUACAGAGAGGAGAAACGCCGUCUUCCCUCGAGGGUUCUCGUAGACCUAGGGAGGACCUUUUCUGUGCGUGAAUCACACCAGGCUGGGGGCCUCGAGAACUUGCAAGCAUCCCACACGUGGACUCGAGUCCUUACUUCUUCCAGAGAUGUAGCAAAACGCAUGGAGUGUGUAUUGUUCCCAGUGACACCUCUGAGAGCUGGUAGUUAGUAGCAUGUUGAGCCAGGCCUGGGUCUGUGUUCUCUUUUCUCUUUCUCUUUAGUCUUCUCAUAGCAUUAACUAAUCUAUUUGGUUCAUUAUUGGAAUUAACCUGGUGCUGGAUAUUUUCAAAUUGUAUCUAGUGCAGCUGAUUUUAACAAUAACUACUGUGUUCCUGGCAAUAGUGUGUUCUGAUUAGAAAUGACCAAUAUUCAACUAAGAAAAAGAUACAACUUUAUUUUCUAGUAGGUAGAGAUAACUAGCUAUAUCCAUG
Messenger RNA from Elephantulus edwardii (Cape elephant shrew), 1872 nucleotides. RefSeq names its product FBJ murine osteosarcoma viral oncogene homolog (gene FOS). Lineage: Eukaryota; Metazoa; Chordata; Mammalia; Macroscelidea; Macroscelididae. The record is from RefSeq and is a predicted model, not a curated record. Gene Ontology annotation, cellular component: nucleus. Gene Ontology annotation, biological process: regulation of transcription by RNA polymerase II. The transcript has 4 exons. Bases 202 to 1344 code for a protein of 380 amino acids. Gene Ontology annotation, molecular function: DNA-binding transcription factor activity, RNA polymerase II-specific; RNA polymerase II cis-regulatory region sequence-specific DNA binding.